AUGUCGCGGACUGGGAUGGCACCUGCCGCCGCCCCACGGCCCCGCCAUCACCCUCCGACCCCGACCCCCCCCCCCGGGAUCCUUACCCACCCCAAGCCCCCGGCAGGAUGCGGGGGGCCCCCCGCCCCCUGUGCCUGCUGCUCCUGGGCACGGCUGCUCUGGCCGCGCUCCUGCUGCUCCGCACCCCCAAGGGCCCCCCCAGCGCCGGCCCCCCCCGCCUGCCGCCCCCCCCGCUGCCCCCCCCCCGCCCGCUCCUAUCCCCACGUGCCCUUCCGCCUCAAGGAGGAGGUGAUGGAGUUGCUGCCCCGGAACGGCUGCUCGUGCCAGGCCGAAGGGGGGGGGCUGGCGCUGCCCCUCCCCCUCCCCCGGCAGCUCUUCGGCCUCGGCCCCCCCGUGGAUUUCGCCAGCGCUUUCGGGCCGGGGGAGCGGGGGCGGCUGCAACGGGAGCGGGAGCGGGAGUACGAGAGUUACCGGCGGCGGGUGCUGACUCCCGCUGAUCGCCUGCUCAUCGUUCCGGCCAAUUCCCCCCUCGAGUACCCGGCCCAGGGGGUGGAGGUUCGGCCUCUGCAAACGAUCCUGGUGCCCGGGCUCAGCCUGCAGGCGGGGGGCAGGGACCGGUACCAGGUGAACCUGACGGCCACCCUGGGGACCCUGGCGGUGGCAGCCGAGGUGGAGGGGGUGUCACGGCAGGGGGAGGGGCAGCCCCGCCUCUCCUUGUCCUCCCCCCACCUGGACCACCUGAACCGGCAGCUCCAGUUUGUCACCUACACCAACACCCGCUUCCACCCCGACACCGCCGACAUCCUGCGGUUUUGCACCCCCGGGCACGAGGCCACCUUCACCAUCCGCAUCCGUCACCCGCCCCCCCCCCGCCUCUACGGCCCCGACCCCCCCCGGGGACAGUUCCGGUACAAUGUCACGGCGCUGGUGACAAUCGCCACCAAGACCUUCCUGCGCUAUGACAAGCUGCGGGCUCUGAUCUCCAGCGUGCGGCGCUUCUACCCCAGCGUCACCAUCGUGGUGGCCGAUGACAGCCCCCAGCCCGAGCCCCUGCAGGGCCCCCACAUCGAGCACUACCUCAUGCCCUUCGGCAAGGGCUGGUUCGCCGGGAGGAACCUGGCGGUGUCGCAGGUUGUCACCAAGUACGUGCUGUGGGUGGACGAUGAUUUCAUCUUCACCCCCCGAACCCGCCUGGAGCGGCUGGUGGAGGUGCUGGAGAAAACCAGCCUGGACCUGGUGGGCGGGGCGGUGCGGGAGAUCACGGGCUACACCACCACGUACCGGCAGCGGCUGAACGUGCGGGGCGGGGGCGCGGGGGGGGACUGCCUGCGGACCCGGCCCGGUUUCCAUCACCGCCUCCCGGGCUUCCCCGCCUGUGUCGUCACCGACGGCGUCGUCAACUUUUUCCUGGCCCGAACCGACAAGGUCCGGCAGGUCGGGUUCGACCCCCGGCUGCGCAGGGUCGCCCACCUCGAGUUCUUCAUCGACGGUCUGGGUGUGCUGCACGUGGGGUCAUGCGAGGACGUGGUUGUGGAUCACGCCUCGAAGCUGUCGCUGCCCUGGGGGCGGGGGGAGGGGGAGCGGCAGUACGCCCGGUACCGGUACCCGCCCCCCCGCGACCCCAGCGUGCGCCUCAAGCAGCGACUCUUCUUCUUCAAGAACCGCCUCAAGUGCAUGAGCGGCAGCUAGACCGGGGCCACGGGAGCCACCGGGGGCACCUCCCCCGCUCCCCCGGGCUGCCCACGAGGGCCACUGCCAAGGGACACCCCCCAGGGACACCGCCCCCCCCCGGUCACUUCCAUGGGCACCCUGAGGGCGACCCCCCAGGGCCACCCCCGAGGGCCGCCAUCAUGGGCCAGCACUGGGGGGCAAACCCAGGGUCGCCCCUCAGGGUCCCGGGCAGUGACCCCCCAGGGCCACCCCCCCGCCCAAAGGGCCUCCCGAGGACCCUGGAGCGCCCCCCUCCUCCGUCCCCCCCGCGGUGUUUUUAGCUCUUUUGUACUUUGGGGGGUGGUGGUGGCGAGGGGGGGAACACGACAACCCGGGGGGACCCCCCACGGUACUGAGGUGUCCGGGUGACCCCCCCGCCUUUUUUGCCCCCCCCCCCCCAUCACUUUUCUAUGAUUCAGCCCCUCCCCCCGCGCUGCCGCCAGGAUUUUUGUGCCAAGUCUCGGCCCCUCCCCCUCCCGGGACCCCCAGGGCCGGGAUGGGGGGCGGGGCUCCCCCCCCGCCCUUUUCUACCCAAUGAACCGUGAGAUUUUAAUCAGA
This is a messenger RNA of Apus apus (common swift), 2268 nucleotides long. It is a transcript of the gene B4GALNT1, whose product is annotated as beta-1,4-N-acetyl-galactosaminyltransferase 1. The transcript is spliced from 12 exons. Gene Ontology annotation, cellular component: Golgi membrane. Gene Ontology annotation, molecular function: hexosyltransferase activity. Lineage: Eukaryota; Metazoa; Chordata; Aves; Apodiformes; Apodidae. Gene Ontology annotation, biological process: ganglioside biosynthetic process. The record is from RefSeq and is a predicted model, not a curated record. Bases 1 to 1689 code for a protein of 562 amino acids.